Molecule: messenger RNA, 567 nt
Organism: Telopea speciosissima
Lineage: Eukaryota; Viridiplantae; Streptophyta; Magnoliopsida; Proteales; Proteaceae
Exons: 2
Coding region: 1-567 (188 amino acids)
Source: RefSeq, a predicted model, not a curated record
AUGCAAAGGGUCCAAUUGGCUCAAGCUUUCGAUGAAGACUCACAAAAGAUCAUUGAAGCUAUUCGGGAAGACACACAACGAGAUCUAGACUUUACAUUGAAUGUGGGUGGUGUCCUCAUGUUUAGAGAUUUGCUAUGUGUUCCUAAUGAUGCACAAUUAAGGAAGGAGGUGUUGACAGAAGCAUAUGACUCCCCUUAUUCAAUCCAUCCAGGCAGUGCAAAGGUGUACAGAGACCUGAAAGGACACUACUUUUGGAGUGGAAUGAAGACAGAUGUGGCAAGAUAUGGUGCUACCAUGUAUGCUGGUGAGCUGUUCUUGAUGGUGGUAAAGCCCAGCCACAAGAUCAUUGAUUUCAGUAUGGGUUUGCCCGUCGAGAAAAGAUUCUUCAAUCGGGAGUGGGAGAAAUUCGUCGAUGGUGACUUCACCGACUAUCCUCCUAGUACAAGUCCUAAGAGCGAGGAGUAUCGGAGGAAACACCCCAUGUCAUGCCAUAUCGACACUUCGCUCCUCGAUGAAGUUAUCAUCAAAGUGGGAAAGCUCUUUGAGAUCAUGGAGCACACACCAUGA